UUGGUCUGUUCUAGACCAACGCCAAAUCCAUGACCGAGUCAGUGCCAAAAAUCACAAUUAUGAAGGGUGCUACACCCGACCUAUCGGCAGCAACCUUCAGACUAAACGAUGAGAGUCAUACGAUUGGAAAUGCCCUUAGGUGGAUGCUUAUGAAAAAUCCAGACGUUGAGUUCUGUGGCUACAGUGCUCCACAUCCAUCAGAGAAUGCAAUUCAAGUGAGGGUGCAGAUGUACGAUGGAAAGUCGGCUCUCGCUGCCCUGAUUGCAGCUCUUGAGCAACUAGAUUCAUUAUUUGCAACUAUUGACGACGCCUAUCAGAAUAGCAUACGUGCCGGGAAUUUUGAAAGAUGGGAUGAGCGUGGCUGAAGAAUUUGCAGCGGCGAUAACCUAGCAUACUCGAAGCUAGGAUCAUAGAAUAGAUACACUGGUAUAACG
Molecule: messenger RNA, 434 nt
Organism: Fomitiporia mediterranea MF3/22
Lineage: Eukaryota; Fungi; Basidiomycota; Agaricomycetes; Hymenochaetales; Hymenochaetaceae
Product: RBP11-like subunits of RNA polymerase
Exons: 5
Coding region: 30-365 (111 amino acids)
Biological process (GO): DNA-templated transcription
Cellular component (GO): RNA polymerase III complex; RNA polymerase I complex
Molecular function (GO): protein dimerization activity; DNA-directed RNA polymerase activity; DNA binding
Source: RefSeq, a predicted model, not a curated record